Messenger RNA from Solea solea (common sole), 3847 nucleotides. RefSeq names its product R3H domain containing 4 (gene r3hdm4). Gene Ontology annotation, molecular function: nucleic acid binding. The record is from RefSeq and is a predicted model, not a curated record. NCBI's taxonomy places the organism in Eukaryota, Metazoa, Chordata, Actinopteri, Pleuronectiformes, Soleidae. The coding region runs from base 153 to 923 and encodes 256 amino acids. The transcript has 8 exons.
UUCACUCUUUGUCGGAGGUGGGAGGACUAGCUGCCCAGUUAGCAGCUGAGCUAAAUUCGCUAACUGUGUUUUUGUAAAAAAUUACUUUUUUGUAACACGGCCCGUAAAUAUCCUCACACCGGGUCCUUUUCCGUGUAUUGUGCUCCAAUACGAUGGUCGUUCUGACAAAUAACAAUGAAGAGCAGGAUUAUAUCCUGAUAGAGGAGCGUAAAUGCGUCUCCUUGCCCAGCUCUCCUGCCAAGCGAGUGUCUCCCACCAAAAAGAAGCAGUUUUAUAUCAACCAAGCCAUCCGCAACUCUGACCUCACUCCCCGAGCCAAAGGCAAGAAGAGCCUUCGCCGACAGGAGAACACACGUUUUCUUGCUAAUCUUCUUGAGAGAGAUGAGUGCUCCAAAGAUGAUCUGGAGGUUUGCAGUAACCCGGCCAUCCCGUCCAUUUUCACUGAAGCCUGCAACAAUGGAAACUACAUAGAGCCAUGGAAUGACUUCAUGAACUGCUCUGGUGAGGAGCAAGAGAGGCUGCUGUCUCUGCUGGAGCAGGAAGUGGCCAAGAAGAAAGAUACUAAUCGUCUCCUCAAAGACCAGAGGAAUGUAAAUCCUGCCUUCAAUGCUCAGGAUUGCUUCCAGAGAAUUGAUCGCAGACUGCGAGCCACUUUGAGACGGAAACAAGUCCCCAUGGGAAUUCUGGAAGUACUUGAGGAAAAUCUUGUGAACUUCUUCAAUACUCAGCCUCGUUCUAUUUAUACAACCAACCUCACCAGCAGCUUUGAGAGACUGUUGCUUCACGCCGUCUGCCAGUACAUGGACCUCGUCUCUGCAAGCACCAACUACAAUGGGUCACGUCAGACUGAAGUGGUGAACAAACAAGAAGAGUUUCUCCCUCCGACACUUCUGUUGUCCGCUUACCUGGAGCAGAUAAGCUGAGACCAGGAUGCUCCUGGGAGCUGACAUAUAUAGAGAAGGUCUGUGUAUCUGUGUAAUGUCCACCACCUUCUGCAAACACAGAUGAGAGACAACAGCUUCCUCUACACUGGUCUGUGGGUUCUGUAGUACAUUUUCUAUUAAUUAUUCUGAAUGAACAACUCAUCAAUAGUCCAUUGAUUCAUGUAUAUAUACAGUAUAACCUAAUUUUCACAAGGUAAAUAUUAGCAUGUUAGGUUAUUAAACAGUGAAUAAGUGAAUAAACAGAGAUAAACAGUCAUUUUAAAGUGCAGGGAGUAGACACACACCAGAAGCUGAUAUCGGAAAGUUUAAACCGCUCUGACUGCAACAUCCCAACAGACAUGAACCUGUUUUGUUAUAGUUUAUUGCAUGACCUCUUGAGUUGCACCAGAUUCAGCACAUAUUAGACAUUUUCUGUUAUAGUAGAAAUGUCACAGCUGCGUUGCAUAGUCCCUUUUUCCCAGGUAUUUGAAAAGUUGAAUUGUAAUAUAAGUAUAUAAGUAAUGAUGAAUGAAAUUUAAAAAAAACCUAAACCAAAUCAGCUAUGUUUAAAAAAGAAAUCCAUUCUUGUGACCACAAAUAUUUACUGGAGCUGAAAGAAGAAAAACAUCUGGCAUAAUGAUGAUACAGUAUUCUUCUCAAUGAUCACAUUAGUGACACUGUUAUUAGCCCUGAAACAGCAGAAUAUCAAAAUGUUAUUUGCAAGACUGGCAUAAUCAAGACACAAUGGAUGAAUUUAAGAUUAAAUUAAGUCAUGGUUCAAAAUAGAUGAAGGUUCAAAUGAUAUCAGCUUUUGCGAAGUGUCUACUAAUGUAGUGGUUUUACUAAUACUUUACUAGCCCAAUCACUCUAGUCUCUCUUCAUGAAGUGAAUAUUAUUCAUUAGCUCAUAACAUCAAUGCAUAUCAAGGUCUGGGAUAUUUUAGACAAUAGGUUAAAAGUCAUUACUAUAUUAAGUGAAAUGAGCAGCUGUAAAGAAGUAGUGGCUGAUAUUGUUCUAAACACAGACAAAUCAUCAGAGUCUAAAGGACGACUCUUAAAUAGGACAUUCAAACGAUGGUUGUGCAGGAAAAGACGAUUAUACUUGCGACUUAAACAGUCUUCAGAGAAACGUAAUAAAAAUCUGUUAUGAAUUGAAAAGUUCUCCGAGGCAACGAUGGCUGAUCAGAUCGGUGUUUUACAGACCAAAGACGGCCUGCACAAGUCAAGGAUCAAAUAUUCACUGCUGAACACAGUGUAUGUAAACAUGGGUUCACACAAAUGGAAAAAACAAUGCAGGGCAAAAAAAGUGAUAAAGAGUGACGCUAAUGUGCUUCCACUCAAAUGUACUGUAACAUUGUUGGUACUACUAUACAAUUCAAUGUAUUACUGAUGACAAACAGUUAAACACCACGUGAAAAUGACUUCCCUAUGACCUAACUAACAUCCUCAGGAGUUAGGAGACUGUUACCAGAAAGCACAACUUCCUCACACUAAAUGACAAUUAAAAAAUAGUUGGUAAAUGAAUGGAACUUUUAACUCUGGACCCACUUAUCAGCUCUGUUCAGGAUGUGAGGACCAUGAAGGUCCAAUAAUAUAUGACGUGAAUAUAUGUGUUAAUGUGUUGAGACAGGAAGUGAUCCGUUGCAUUACUGCCUAAAGGAUCAGCCUGUAGGUGUAUGACUUGUGUAAGCAGUGAAGCAUGAAUACUUAUAAUCUCUUUCAACGAUAUGCUCAGACUCGUCACUUAUGGCUCAUGUAGGUGUAAAGAAAUAUUUGUCAUCAGGUGUGUGAAAUAACAGACUUCUAAUACACUUAUAAUACACCAAUAUUGACAUAAUGACUGUAUUUUAUAAUCAUCUCUGUGUUAUGCAUUAGGAGGAAAAUUACUCUUUUAAUAUGUUUACUUCAGGGUCCGCUUUUUAUUUUGCUCUGUCAAACCUCAUCGUGUUUCAAGUCAUCGUCUAAGUGGCAGGGUUACUUUUUAUCCAACCAAACUGUCAAUAUUGAUAAAUGAACACCGUUACAAAUACCACAAUAACUGUCAUAAUGGAACAAUAUUUUAAAGGCUUCUUUUCCCACUUGAAGCUAAAAUCAAUGAAAACAUGGCACCACUGUGGACAAGCUGAUCCAUGUGCACAAGUGUAGGCAAGGUACACGUGUUCUUUCAGCCACAUUUAACGUUCACUGUCAAAAAAAAGAGCUGUACUAACACACAACUACAACUUAUAAGCCUCUCUCUUACAUGAACUGGUAUUUUAAGUGUGUAAUUGUGCAUUAGUUAGUUUGCACUUGUAGAGAAACAACAACAUUUAAUGUGUUUGAUGGUAAAAAAAAAAAAAAACACCUGCUGAGUUUUAACUUUCAGGUAUGUGUCAUAUUUACAACACCAGAAAAUCUGCCUUAAAACACGUUCUUUGUAUAUAUAUUUAUGAAUUUUUACUUGACUACAGUUUGGAAAGUUGUAUCCAGAUGAUUAAAAAAAAAAAAACAGACCUUAUUACCAAUUUCGUUUUUAUACUGCUGUCAGCAGUGUAACUUGACCUGUUGGUGCAUUUUGUCAAAAACCAAAGUUUGUGUGUUUGUUGUGAGGGAAAUCAACUUCUCAGGCUUUCGAUUUCUCACUCUGAAUGUCAUGUCGUGGCUUCACUUGGUGGUGUUUUCUCUGUACUGUAUACUCUCAUCACGAUGAACUGAAUCAUGUUCACUCCGACACCUCGGGGUGCUGCCAACUCUUUAAAUCCCCGUAGAAGUAGUUGUACUGUAAAUACUGAACUUGACUGGUGCCAUAAUUGACUGGUGGUUUGUGAAUGCCUAAAAUUGUCUGAAAGCUUUAUACACAAGACCAUAACAUCCAUGUGUAUAUAAUGAUAAAUGUGCUUAUUUAUAGGUAUCACUGCAACUAUUAAAGCAUUCAGUUUCUUUGUU